Messenger RNA from Aedes aegypti (yellow fever mosquito), 942 nucleotides. The record is from the annotation of a RefSeq genome assembly. Lineage: Eukaryota; Metazoa; Arthropoda; Insecta; Diptera; Culicidae.
AUAGAUUAUUUAUUAUCAUUGAUUGGAAGUUUAUUAUUGGUAAUUUGUGUAAUAGUAGGGGUAGCUUUUUUAACUUUAUUAGAGCGGAAAGUUUUAGGAUAUAUUCAAAUUCGUAAAGGACCUAAUAAAGUAGGAUUUAUAGGGUUAUUACAACCUUUUAGUGAUGCUGUAAAGUUAUUUACUAAGGAACAAACUUAUCCUUUAUUAUCUAAUUAUAUUUUUUAUUAUUUUUCUCCUAUUUUUUCUUUAUUUUUGUCUUUAUUAAUUUGAAUAAGUAUGCCUUAUUUAAUUAAAUUGUAUUCUUUUAAUUUAGGAGUUUUAUUUUUUUUAUGUAUUACUAGAUUAGGAGUUUAUACCGUAAUAGUGGCGGGGUGAUCUUCUAAUUCUAAUUAUGCUUUAUUAGGAGGAUUACGGGCUGUUGCACAAACUAUUUCUUAUGAAGUUAGAUUGGCUUUAAUUUUAUUGAGAUUUAUUUUUUUAAUUGGAAAUUAUAAUUUUUUGAAUUUUUUUAUAUAUCAGAAAUAUAUAUGAUUUAUUGUAUUUUGUUUUCCUUUAGGUCUCGUUUGAUUUGCAUCUUGUUUAGCUGAAACUAAUCGUACCCCUUUUGAUUUUGCUGAAGGGGAGUCUGAGUUAGUUUCAGGAUUUAAUGUAGAAUAUAGAAGAGGGGGAUUUGCUUUAAUUUUUUUAGCUGAAUAUUCUAGUAUUUUAUUUAUAAGUAUGUUAUUUAGAGUAAUUUUUUUAGGUAGAGAUAUUUAUAGAAUUUUAUUUUUUUUUAAAUUAACUAUUAUUUCUUUUUUUUUUAUUUGGGUUCGAGGGACUUUACCUCGGUUUCGGUAUGAUAAAUUAAUGUAUUUAGCUUGAAAGAGUUUUUUACCGAUGUCUUUAAAUUAUUUAUUUUUUUUUAUUGGGGUAAAAAUUUUUAUUUUAUCUAUAUUAUUUUAA